GAGAGAAGCGCGGCGCUGAAGAUCAACAAGAAGCAGUCUGCAUUCUCCAAAACUUCUACUUCGAUAGCGAAGGCAGCGAAUAAAGUAAAGGAAGAAAAAUGCGGUGCUGGUGCAAAGGCAAAGCACACGAUGAACAAGAAGUCCGCUGCUGGUACCGCCAAGAAAAAGCCAAAAAUGAAAGUGAAAAAGGAGCGAAUUGCCGACUCCAGUGAAGAUGACGCCGAGGAGGACGAAAGCUCUUCUAGCGACGCAGAGUCCACCACUUCUGAGGAUGAAGAUUCAUCUUCAAAAAAAGCCGCGGGAACAAGCAAGCGCCUGAACAAGCGAUCGCAGAUGCCGGACGCGCUCUUUCAUUUCAAUGAUUGGCAG
This is a messenger RNA of Amoebophrya sp. A120, 369 nucleotides long. NCBI's taxonomy places the organism in Eukaryota, Dinophyceae, Syndiniales, Amoebophryaceae. The record is from the annotation of a GenBank genome assembly.